Molecule: messenger RNA, 813 nt
Organism: Helicoverpa armigera (cotton bollworm)
Lineage: Eukaryota; Metazoa; Arthropoda; Insecta; Lepidoptera; Noctuidae
Product: general odorant-binding protein 56d
Exons: 2
Coding region: 95-508 (137 amino acids)
Biological process (GO): sensory perception of smell
Molecular function (GO): odorant binding
Source: RefSeq, a predicted model, not a curated record
CGUCGCCAUGAGUGAGUAUAAACUGGAUUCAUUCGAUAACUAUAUAAAGGUGGCUUGAUCGCCAAUAUGGUAGUAUUACAAGCACUACUCUAAGAUGAAAUCGUUUGUCGUGUUCUGUGUUUUGGUAGCUGGCGCUUUUGCCGCUAACGUAUCCCUACCCCCAAAACAGAAUGAAAAAGCAAAUCAAAUAGCUACCGAAUGUAUGAAAGAAUCUGGCUUAAAACCUGAAGUGCUAGCCGAAGCCAAGAAAGGCCACAUCAGCGAUGACGAACAUCUCAAGAAGUUCACCUUCUGCUUCUUCAAGAAGGCUGGUAUCGUCAGUGAAGAUGGGAAGCUGAACACAGAAGUAGCUUUGGCCAAGUUACCCCCUGGAGUUGACAAGGCAGAGGCAGAGAAGCUUCUAGAAACCUGCAAGGGUAAAACUGGCAAAGAUGUAACUGACACAGUCUUCGAGAUCUUCAAAUGCUACCAUCAUGGUACUAAGACUCAUAUUUUGCUUGGAUUUUAAUUAUUAAAAUUAAGUUUAGUGUUAUGACCCCCGUUGCGAAAUAGUUUUUGUUUUGUUUGACCCCUUUGUCGUCUCUAAAUGACCCCUUUACUAGAUUUGCUGUAAAUGACCCCCGAAAAAUUAUAACACGUAAUAUUUAAUCUAGUAUAGAUAUUUUGUGUUGCCAUCCUUUUUUACAAAAAAAAGAGCCUCAUUUCGUAUUAAGUUUUUUAAAAUGUUUAUCAAAAAGCAAAGCUGUGAAAAAUGUUACCAACUAAAUUAUUGUUUUUAUUUAUUUAUUCAAAUAAAUGAUAAUGUCUUUUAAA